AUGCCGGAUCAGACGUCGAACAUCGAUGUGGUCAAGGCAGCUGAGACCACGACCUGGUCAAGCCAGAUAGCGCUUGCUGUUGCAGAGACUGUACAGAAUGGCACUCAGCGAGACAGCUGGUGGCGAAGUGAGGCGUGUUUCCUUGUAGCCUCCCACGUGCUCCUGUUUGCUUCAGCCAAUUGGUUCUUUGCAAAGCUUCUCUAUCGAGACUACGAGGUCAAGCAGCGAUACAUCCAACUUCUUUUUGCCGUGGGACUGCCAUUUUUGGCCGAUGUGCUGGGCAGCAAGUUGGCGUGUUGCACUGGAACACGGAGCCAGGCAACCUUUGCGGCGUCUUCCUCCAUGCCGGUGUCUUGGGCCUUGGAGGAAAUUCUGAUGGAUUGGCUUUGUCUUCGAGGUUUGAGCUGA
Molecule: messenger RNA, 408 nt
Organism: Symbiodinium sp. CCMP2592
Lineage: Eukaryota; Dinophyceae; Suessiales; Symbiodiniaceae
Source: the annotation of a GenBank genome assembly